Molecule: messenger RNA, 2297 nt
Organism: Perca fluviatilis (European perch)
Lineage: Eukaryota; Metazoa; Chordata; Actinopteri; Perciformes; Percidae
Gene: lrrc42
Product: leucine rich repeat containing 42
Exons: 7
Coding region: 352-1575 (407 amino acids)
Source: RefSeq, a predicted model, not a curated record
AAAUGUGAUAACUUCCACUGUAGCUAGCUACGCUACAACCAGAGUGACAGCUAGAGAGACACCAUAGACUGUUUAUGGCUACAAUAAGGAAAUCAAAAAAACGCGCAAGUGGUAAACAACUUGGCUAUAUAAGGGGAAUUAGAUGAGAAACGAUAGCAGAUAAUAAUAGUCUUACUUAAAACUUUAGGGUCCUUUUGGUCUGGUCAGACAACAACCAUAGCUAACUACAUGUUAACUAGCAGCUAACGUUGACGUUACCUUGACUUUUUGCAAUGCUUCAGGUGUCACUCUGACUAAAAUAGUUACAACAGUUGUAUCAUUCUCACGGGAAAAGAAACGUGUGACCUUAGUAUGGACAAUAGCGCCAUUUAUGUCCGAGAAAGAGGCAACCUUCGUCGUGUCAGUGACAUAGUCCUGGCACAGCCAAAGCCAGUGUCAUCAUGCAGAAGAACAAAUCCGUUUGUGCUGAGAAAAGAGAACUUCAUAUUCACCUACAAUGCUGAAGGAAGUCUGAGAUACACCACAAAAUCUCUCUUUGAAAUCACUAUGUUAUUCGUAGCUGACAACAUUAACCAUGUGGACUCUCUGGUGGGCUUCCCUGAGCAAAUCGGAGACAGACUUUUUGCAGCAGCAGAGGAGAAUCGUGUGUUUUUAAACGCAGACAUUUCUCCAAAAGCCCUGCAGUUAUUCAGUGAUGCAUAUGGGGAAAUGGUGCUUGGAUCCCUCUGUCUAAGAAAUAGAUUUCCACUCUUACAUGAGAGAUUGGAUGAAAUAAAGACAUUUCAUAGUUUGACGUCUCUGGAUCUGUUUGGCUGCAGACUGGGCGAUGAUCAUGAGAUAUUUCAGCAUCUAACAUCCAGCUCAUUGGCAAGCAGCCUAAUUAAGCUUUUCAUUGGUGGUAACAGUCUGUCAGAUGUCGGCCUACAAAGAUUGACUGCACCCAUCCGGAUGCUGAGGAAGGGACUGGACUGUCUUCAGUUACUUGAUGUUUCCUAUAACCCUAUAUCAGUGAGGGCUCUAAGAUACCUCAUGUGCCUCCCCAAACUGGAAAAUCUUGAUGUAUCUGGGACCAGUUUAAAGCUUGGCACAGGAUUGAAGACAACCAUGUGGGACCUAUUGAGGCUCAAUUAUUCUGAGAAACCACUGGACACCUUUGAUCAUGUAAGAUGUAAAACAGAAGGCUGGGCACAGCAGGUUGUAAACCAGUGGGAAACAAAUAGCUCACAAAUGCCAAAACAGAAGAAAAUUGAUGAAUCCAGAGCAUCAGCACUUCGCUUUUUUGGCAGGCAGAAGUUUGUCAGAGAAGUCCUGAAUGCAGCACCCUUGGUAUGUGAGAGCGAGGAAGAGACCAAGAGAGAGAGACUGCAUUUCUUCAGACCUGCAGCAAACCAUCACAUACCAGAGAAACAAACUCCUUCCACAACAAAUGAUCAAGCAAAGCCUGCCUGGAACAAUAUCAAAAAAAGGCAGCGUCAGUCGGAAAGGUGUGACAGUUCACAUCAAAGUCCUCCAACAAAACGUUUGUCCUCAUCAGCUCUUACUGCAGAGGACAUGGACUUGUUGAAUAGCUAUUGAGGUAUGUGUCCAUGUAGCAUUCCACAAAUAGCAACUUGAGUAUGUUGUUAAAGCUGUAACAUUACGGCUCAAAUGAACAAGAAUAUUUCCAAGAUGAUUUACACUGGGGAACUGUAAACACUUUUUCUAGGAUAUAGGUGACGUUUAUAUAUAUAUAUAUAUUUUUUUUUUUUAGAAAUAGAGUUUAGUAUUUUGUAUGUGUCCAAUUUCUUGCUUGACAUGGUAUUUGGAAACAACCUAGAUGAUAUGAUUGUUAGACAAGUGUGCUCAUCAGACCUAGUAUGGCAAUGCUGAAAGACCAAUUACAUAAAUACUGGAUAACUAACUAGGCAAAGCAGACAACUGCCAUGAAAGGCUCCAUGCUUACAGUGUGAGAACUGGUUUCAGGCUAAUUUAAUUGAGAAUUUGUUUGUGAAUAUGCAGCACUGAAGCUCAAGGCCAACGAACAUGAUUAAGACCUCAAGUUUGUCGCCUUAUUACUUAAUCUUAUGGCCUUGUUUUGAAGAGGGUCCAUUUGCGAGGUUUGUGUUUAUAUGUGUGUAUAUGUUCUUAUUUUGUCCCAUAAUAUUGUCGGUCACACAAUGUCUGGUUAAGAAAGAAGAAGUAUCAAAAUUGUUGGGCUUAUUUUUAUUCCAAACAAUCUUCUUCCAUGACAAAUCUUGGCACCUACAUUACCCACAAUGCAACUUGAACACUUAACAUUUCGAUCGGAAAUUCCGGUG